Messenger RNA from Nerophis lumbriciformis (worm pipefish), 1827 nucleotides. The record is from RefSeq and is a predicted model, not a curated record. Lineage: Eukaryota; Metazoa; Chordata; Actinopteri; Syngnathiformes; Syngnathidae.
AUGACGUACACAAGCAGCACCUGGGCAAAGAAUGCAGGAAGUCAACAAGCAUUUAUCACUACCUACAGAGCAGAAGACUUGGACAAGUUGACAGCACGACUGAAAAAUGGCCUGGGCAGAUCAAACUACAAACCCACGGAAUACGAAAAAGUGCAAGCCAUGGUUGACGCUAAACGGCUGCAAACUGCUUUGAUCGGAAAAAAGGUUAAGAGGACCCGAUGUGUAGCCAAGGAAAUUAAGGAGUCCGACACAUUACGGCAGCACAGGCAGGUGUGGAGCCGAGAGUGCCCUAGGCUGCAAAAAGCAGAAGCUAAAGCGGCGAGUGAAUUGCAUAAUUUCAUGGAGAACAUCAGGCCACAUGGCAUAGAAGACACUGCCAUCUUUUCCCUCAAAGAAUAUGAAGUGUUUCUCGAGAGGGACCGUAUGGACUUCAUAAUGGGCACUGUUCAGCCAGUUCAUCAGUUAAAAGAGGACUUAAGCUUCAGGUUGGAGCAAGAACAAAAGCAAGGAAUCGGCACCCCUCCGGCAGACUGGGAAGACGUGCAACACCAGGUCAGUUGUGUAAAAGACCAACAAGAUAUCAUAACAGCCAAACUACAAGAGGAGUACUGUGAUCUAGAUAAGGAAAUAAAAUACCUUGAUUUGGAGAAAUAUUUGCCAGCCCUGGAUAUCAUGGUGAAUGACAGCAUUCCCACAGAGGUUCUGGAAUCAGACUGCCCAUAUCCUGAGCUAAAGGAGUCAUUAAUCCAGGCCUUUCACUCAUCGUCAGAAAUCCACCAGUCCCGACUGCAAUGUCUUGAAGAGCACCUAAAAAGAACAGACAAAUAUUGUGGCUGGUGUCCGGAUGACCACCUACGCUUCCAUUUCACCUUGUCUCAGUACACUCAAGACAUACCCAACAACCGAGUACUCUGCAUGCAUAUGCUUCAAAGGGUCUUCCCGGAAAAACUUAAAAAUGAUCUGCUGGAGCAUGAGCGUGCAUUGGCCAGACAACGCUUCACUCAGACUCAGAUAAAGGUUCUGACCCAGCAGUGGCAGCAAGAACAGGAAGAGCUCCUAGCUAAAGCUCUCGCAACAUUGCAAGAAGCGAGGGAUGCCUAUCAGGAGGAGCUGGAGCUCCAAAGAGACCGCCAACAUCAGCAGGACAUCUGCUUGCGGCUUAGAGAUAAGCUGCAGCAGUGGCGUUCACAUCAGGAGGAGGUGGCUGAGCUUCAGGCGGCCAUCGCUGCACGACAGCAGGAGGAAUCUGAGGCCAUUUUAAAGAGGGAGCAGGAAAGGGAGGCUGCUCUACGGGCACAUCAAAAAGAAAAGCUCCGGAAAUUUCAUUUGGAGCAGCAAAGGAGGAGGGAAGACCUGGAGCAGCGGGAUCAGGAGAGGCUGGCUAAACUGAGGAGUGCUAUGGAAGAACAGGCCAGGCAGGAUAAAGAGAGGGUACUUUUCCGGGCUGAGAUGUUGCAGAGGCGCCUGGAGGCGAGGGAGGCAUGCGAACUGGAGCGUCAGAGAGAGGAAUUAGAGAGGCACAAUCGUCUGGAAGCUCUCCGAAACCAGGUUGCAGUGGUGGCAGAGUCUGACUCAGACCGGAUGAUGGGAGAUACUCAGUCCUGGCGGAAUCGACACAUCAAUUUCAAGGAAAUUGAUAUCCAGAAGCCUCUUUUUGGACUUUACACAUACACGGAUGCACAGAUUGUCGCCGAUCCCAGAUUGCGGGUCGAGCAGGCCCUGAGGAAUGCUGGCUUGCACCAUACGCAGUACGCCCAAGAGGUUCUGGCCCAUAUCAAGCCCCCCAAACCGCCACGACGAGACACCAAAUCUGAAAUCCAGUUUUAA